Messenger RNA from Paramuricea clavata, 708 nucleotides. NCBI's taxonomy places the organism in Eukaryota, Metazoa, Cnidaria, Anthozoa, Malacalcyonacea, Plexauridae. The record is from the annotation of a GenBank genome assembly.
AUGGCGGUCAACAUGUCUGAUGCGAGUACCGAUGUAAGCACUUGUUAUUCAACAAAUGAUUGCCUAAGUAAUCUGAAAACACUACAAAUCGACUACAGUAAUGGUAAAGAUAUCAUUAUUGAUGAGAAUAAAAAGCUAAAAUGGAAGGAGAGCUAUGAAGCUCUUAAAGUCUUUGUCAAGAAAACUCUAAAACUAAACGGGAAAUGGUCGUCACCCGGAGGCAACUUAAAGUUAUUUAAUGAGACCACAGGAUCAAUUAUACUCAGGUAUUACACCAACUCUGCCUCUCUCUUAAUUCAAGGCGAGAAAGGUGAGUCAUUUACAAACAUUUUGAUCAAAAAGCUCUCGACCAUGCAUCCGAAUUCAGGGACAAAUAUUAUCGCCGAUGAUAACUCGUGUGAGCCAGAAAAAUCGGAAGAGUCACAAAAUAUGUACGAUGUCUCUAUAAGCGAGCAGUCUCAAGAUAUUUUUACUUUCGACCAGCGUAUAUUGACCGGGACAAUCAAACAGAAAAAUAAUGAACACGUCAGCCAUACUGACGAAGUAAAUUAUAUAAUUGACCAUUCACAAACGCCUAAUAUGGAGCCGCAAACUCUACACAAGAAUCAAGAAAUAAUGACCGAAAAUUGUUCGCAAACGAUGCCCCAAACCGACACUGCCAAUAGUUCAAAUGCAGAUCUGUUGAAGUAUGUUUGUCGGCUGCGGUGA